CCAGCCCGACAUCCUCGCUCGGCGCUCCGGCAGCGGCAGCCGCGGCGGCCCCAGGUGGGCUCCCGGCCGGAAUCCGAGUAGCGAGGGGUGCGUGGCGAUGCCCGGCCCGAGGUCCCCUCAGUGGCUAUGGAAGAGGUCCCUCUGCUUGGCGGGUUGUCCAGUCCCGAGGAGGAGAUCGUGACAGACCUUUUCAGUGCAGAGAGUCCGUUUGUUUCUGAAAACCUUACCCUGAAAGCCCCGGUGGUGGUGAAGCACGAGGAGGACGAGUUCCACGUGUUUAAAGACGCGUAUCUGAGCUCCGCGGACCCCAAGGAGCCCCUGCUGCACGCGUUCAGCACCCCGCUUCACGUGGACUGUGAGCGUCAAGUCAAAGUGGAGCUCGUGGUGGACGACAACGAGGAUGAGAUGCUCCCGGAGUACCCGAGUCUCCCCGAGCUCAGCCCCCUGGAGGACGCCGCGCUGUCCGUGGUCCCGCAGCCGCAGGCCUACAACGUGCACUUCCUGUCCUCCCUGCUGGCCCCGCACAGGAGUCCUGCUGUCGUGCACCUGGGCGCCUGGGCCAGGGAAGGAGCCGCCCACCCCGGUGUCCGGGUGAUUCCAGUGGAAAUAAAGGAGGCAGGUGGUACAAUUAUAAGUAACAAUCCGGAGGAAGCAACUUUUCGGAACCCUCUUGGUCCAGAAUCCUGUUGCAAGUUCCCCUCAUCACAAGAAGCAGAGGACGCUGACCACUCUCACAAAAAGGACUCUAACCCAAUGGUGAUAUGUCAGUUGAAAGGGGGUACACAAAUGCUGUGUAUAGACAAUUCUGGCACAAGAGAACUAAAAGCACUUCAUUUGGUUCCUCAGUAUCAAGACCAAAAUAAUUAUCUACAGUCAGAUGUCCCUAAACCAAUGACUACUUUAGUAGGAAGAUUUUUGCCAGUACCAGCAAAAUUAAAUCUCAUUACACAACAACUUGAAAGUGGAGCCUUCCCAUCCCUAGUCAACGGGUCUGCUUUCCCUUCGGGAUCCGCUCUUCCAGGACCACCAAAAAUAACUUUGGCUGGAGUAACUCUUAGUUCAUGGGACACAAAGUCUAAAAAGCCAUGUAACUGUACCAAAUCCCAGUGUCUGAAAUUGUACUGCGAUUGCUUUGCCAGUGGGGACUUUUGCAACAAUUGCAAUUGUAAUAAUUGUUGUAACAAUCUACAUCACGAAAUCCAACGGUUCAAGGCCAUUAAGGCAUGUCUUGAGAGAAACCCAGAAGCUUUCCAACCAAAAAUCGGGAAAGGAAAGUUGGGAGAUGUGAAGCCUCGACAUAACAAAGGCUGUAACUGCCGGCGCUCAGGCUGCCUCAAGAAUUACUGUGAGUGCUAUGAGGCCAAAAUUAUGUGUUCUUCUAUUUGCAAAUGCAUUGGUUGCAAAAAUUAUGAAGAAAGCCCAGAACGGAAAACCCUAAUGAACAUGCCCAACUAUAUGGAAAUUGGAGGGUUUGAAGGCAACCAUCAUUUGUCACCAACUAAAUUCUCAGGACUACCAAAAUUCAGACAAGAUAGGCGCUCUUCCUCGUGCAUCUCCUGGGAGGUGGUGGAGGCCACAUGCGCCUGCCUGCUGGCUCGGGGCGAACAGGCCGAGAAGGAGCGCUGCUCGGAGUGCUUGGCGGAGCAGGUGAUCUUGGAGGAAUUCGGGAGGUGCCUGUCACAGAUUCUCCGUAUUGAGUUUAAAUCCAAAGGGUUGAAAAUUGAGUAGAGUUACCGUGUAGUGAAGUCAGAAUGCACAUAGAUUUUGUUUCAGUAUUCUGAGGGAAAGAAAUCUGUAGUUUAGAAAGGUUGUUUGAGGAACACAAGGCCGGGUCUGCGUCACCGGCUGUGUCCCUAAGGUCGGGCUUUCCCUCUGCAUCAGGGUGCCGGGGGAUUUACUCAGAGCGGGUGAGGGUCUUGGCGAUCACAACCCCCCUUUUUGAGGAAGUGCAGGGCACAACUAACCAUUGCUGUCUGGCCCUGGGGAGAGAGCGUUGAGCCCUGUGACCCUGGGAGAACCGUCUGCACACACGCACAGUGAUGGAGGGUGUGAGCGGGCUCUGGAGGAAUAACAGUCCCUCCCCACUGACUUCACCCUGUCUUGGAAAUUUUCCUCUGGAGGCUCCUCUGCCUAAAAAGCCAUAAUGAUUUUUCACUAAAAUGAUUUUAAAAGAAAUUCUCCAGAUGGCUGCUAACAUACAACUUAAAAUCUCCAGAGAAGUACCAAAUACCUGGAGGAAUUCCCAAGUGUAAACGUUUUCCCAGAGUCACACAAAUUCUCCGUCUCCCCUAGGGCCACUGGGAUACACAGGCAGCCAGCUCGUGGUUAUGACUGAAAAUGAUCUAGUUUCUUAUGUGUUUUCAUUUGAAUGUGGAAAAGCUCUAUUGUCCAAUUAAAUUCUCCCUAAUUAUUGUUCUAAUAUUAUUAUUGUUUGUUAAAAUAUGGUUAAAAUAACUAGUUUGCAGAAACCAGCAGGUAAGAUUAGUUAUUAAGUUGACUCUCUUUUGGUUCUAUUGGAAAAGCAAAGAGGAUUAAAAAUUUUAAAUGUCUUCCAUUGUUGUAAUUAACUUAGUAACUGAAAACAUAUUCGUCAUGUUUCUGUGUUUAUGAAUAGCCUUGGCCCCUUAGAGACCGUUUAGAAAGCUCACUUGCGAGCA
Callorhinus ursinus (northern fur seal) is the source of this 2657-nucleotide messenger RNA. RefSeq names its product testis expressed metallothionein like protein (gene TESMIN). Gene Ontology annotation, cellular component: nucleus. NCBI's taxonomy places the organism in Eukaryota, Metazoa, Chordata, Mammalia, Carnivora, Otariidae. The record is from RefSeq and is a predicted model, not a curated record. Gene Ontology annotation, biological process: regulation of DNA-templated transcription.